Molecule: messenger RNA, 1650 nt
Organism: Nerophis lumbriciformis (worm pipefish)
Lineage: Eukaryota; Metazoa; Chordata; Actinopteri; Syngnathiformes; Syngnathidae
Source: RefSeq, a predicted model, not a curated record
AUGCAUUUUAUUAGGAAGCUGCUGCCAUGUUGGUGUUUUCUGUUGCUGAGUUGUCGACCGUCAGUCUUAGCCCAUGACUUUUUCACCUCCAUAGGUCAAAUGACAGAUCUGUUGUUCACCGAGAAAGACCUCGUCACAUCCCUUAAGGACUACAUCCAAGCCGAGGAGAACAAGUUAGAGCGUGUCAAAAAGUGGGCUGAUAAAUUGGAAUCUUUGACCGCCACGGCAACACAAGACCCUGAGGGAUUCCUGGGGCACCCGGUCAAUGCCUUCAAGCUUAUGAAACGGCUCAACACGGAGUGGGGAGAUCUAGAGAGCCUCGUCCUUAGCGACACCACAGAUGGUUUUAUUUCCAACCUGACGAUUCAGAGGCGCUACUUCCCUACAGAUGAAGAUCAGACUGGCGCGGCCAAAGCUCUUCUCCGUUUGCAAGACACAUACAAAUUAGAUGCCAACACCAUCUCGACAGGAAAUCUACCUGGAGUGAAACACAAGACACUUAUGACUGCAGAGGACUGUUACGAGCUGGGAAAGAUAGCCUACUCGGAUGUUGACUACUACCACACAGAACUGUGGAUGGCACAGGCUUUGAAGCAGCUGGAUGACGGCGAGGAAUCCACUGUAGAUAAGGUGACUGUACUGGACUACCUCAGUUAUGCCAUCUACCAGCAAGGAGAGUUGGAACGCGCCUUGAGCUACACCAAGAGGCUCCUUGAACUUGAUCCAGAACAUCAGCGGGCCAAAGGCAAUGUGAAGUACUUUGAGUUCCAGCUGGAGAAGCAGAGAAAGGCAAAGAAAGAGGAGACUGCAACAGAGAAAGAACCUGAGAAGAAAGAGGCACCAGUUAAGAAAAAGAUGAAACAGAAAAAGGACAGGAAUACCUUCUCUCUGAUGCCUGAGAGGAAGAAGUAUGAAAUGCUGUGUCGCGGGGAGGGCAUCAAAAUGACCCCACGAAGGCAAAGCCGACUGUUCUGUCGUUACUACGAUAACAAUCGCAAUCCAUUCUAUCUGCUGGGACCAGUCAAACAGCAAGAUGAGUGGGACAGCCCGUAUAUAGUCCGCUUCCUCAACAUCAUCUCGGACAAAGAAAUUGAGAAGGUCAAAGAGCUGGCGAAGCCAAGGCUACGCAGGGCCACCAUCUCCAACCCCACCACGGGAGUGCUGGAGACGGCGGCAUACAGGAUCAGUAAAAGUGCUUGGCUCACUGGCUACGAAGAUCCCAUGAUCGAAAAAAUUAACCAGAGGAUUGAGGAUCUCACCGGUUUGGAGAUGGAUACAGCAGAAGAGCUGCAGGUUGCAAACUAUGGCGUUGGCGGUCAGUACGAGCCUCACUUCGACUUUGGAAGGAAAGAUGAGCCAGACGCUUUCAAAGAGCUGGGAACAGGCAACCGCAUAGCAACGUGGCUCUUCUAUAUGAGUGACGUGGCAGCAGGGGGCGCCACAGUAUUUCCAGACGUCGGCGCAUCAGUUACACCCCUAAAGGGUACUGCAGUGUUCUGGUACAAUCUCUUUCCCAAUGGGGAGGGAGACUACAGUACGCGACAUGCAGCUUGCCCUGUGCUGGUAGGCAACAAGUGGGUGUCAAACAAAUGGAUUCAUGAACGAGGCCAAGAGUGGCGGCGACCAUGUGGUCUCAAUGAGACUGACUGA